This is a messenger RNA of Acytostelium subglobosum LB1, 2022 nucleotides long. RefSeq lists its product as hypothetical. The transcript is spliced from 4 exons. The record is from RefSeq and is a predicted model, not a curated record. Bases 1 to 2022 code for a protein of 673 amino acids. NCBI's taxonomy places the organism in Eukaryota, Evosea, Eumycetozoa, Acytosteliales, Acytosteliaceae.
AUGUCCAACAGGUCGAGAGUUUAUAGCAACCCUCACGGUGAACCAGAGGGUGACUCAUUUAAGAUCACUGAUGAGGAGGAGUUGCAGGAUCUAAAGAUCAUGGCCAAGAAAGCAUUUUCUGUACUCAAGCCGUAUAAUCUUGAUGAGUUUGGCUUUAAAGACAUUAACGGCGAUGUACAUACCAACAGCAAAACACUCUUGACAAGUCUUCCAACAACAAAAGACGACAUACUCACGCUCUACUUGCACAUUCCCAGAGUUGAUGACCAAGCUACUCCAAAGAGGUACUUUGAAGAAGAGUUAGUCGCUGAGUAUGAUGAUCGACUAAAGAAAGUCAAGUUUGAUCAUUCUAUUGUCACCUUGCCCGCAUCGCCAUCCUCCCUCCACACUGAUCGCACUCGGUUUGAUUUCCAGGACAAACUGGUCAAGGUGGUCAAAAGGGCGAUAACAGAUAGACUCAUGACCUUCAUCACCAAUAAUCAUGGCAUUAACCGUGGAGUCUAUGUGCAGGGUCCUCAAGGUGUGGGCAAGUCACACUCAAUCUUCCAGAUCGCCUCGGCUCUCAAGCAGGACACUACUAACAGAGUGUUGUACAUCAGUGACUGUGGAGGCUGGGUUGGAGCCUCAAAUCCCUUUCAAUUCUUUAUGGAGUGUCUGGACAAUGCAUUUAUGUACGCUGGUGACAAAUUUGUUCAAGACCACCCCAGUCGCCACAAAUAUGACGAUGACAGCUUCCUUCGCCUCAUGGAUGAUGUGGCCCGCCACUGCUCAAAGAAUGAUCUGCAAGCAUAUUUCUUCUUUGACCAACACAAUGGCUUGUCAGACCAAGACCGCAUGAAAAAACCCUUCUCUAUUGCCGAGGUAUAUUUGGUCCGCAGUAUUUUGUGGAUCAAACAGUUGGUCAUCGUCUCGGGCUCGGCCAACAACAGAUACUACCUAAAGGUUGCAAAGGAUGCAAAUUGGCCAGUAUUUCAGUACAACGAGGGCUACACCGACGAUGAGUUCAAACAGUGGCAGAGCAUCGAGACCACCAAGAAGUUCGCCACUCUGAGCCCUGACGACAUUGAGUUGAUCAAGGUCCUUACCAACUUCAUCCCAAUGGAGCUCACCCAUAUUUCCAAGGUUUGGAGAGACAACAACUCACUCACUCUGGCUGAUGUGGUCAAGUCGUACAAAGAUAUACGCUCUCCACAAAUUAAUGAACAGGACCAACACUUCUACGAUGAAUUCAUCACUAACGCACCCAUAGCGGCGGAUUACAACCGCGCAAUAUCCUUGGUCUUUCUUGGUAUUCCCUCCACAGGUCUUUCAACAAAGCUCAACCAACAGCUCAUGUAUAGAGACUCUGACGCGCGCAUUGUCCCCAUCUUUCCACUAAUUCAACAAAUACUUUCGAAUCGCUAUCUCAAUACUCAGACUUACAUUGAACAUUCAUUGGAAAUAUACCGCUCAAUCUUUACAAGAUCAAUCAACAUGACGAGCGAUGUAUUGGGGCGAUGUGUCGAGAAGUACCUGGUCGAAACGCUUCAGAGGGAGAAUAAUACAACACUGACCUGGAACAUCUCUCAGAUUAAUUGCACAAGUAGAGAUGAUCCAACGAACAGAGGCAAGCUCAUUAUCAGCGCCAGUCGUACCGAUAUUAUAUUCAAGGCACAACCAGUCAAGACUCAAUUCAUUUAUGAUACUCGCUUCAAUGGCGUCGACUGGACAAUCGAUUCCUUGCUGGUGCCAACAUCUCCAAGCUUCCCAAUUGUAGAUUGGUUCUUCUGGAACUCAAAGAACAAGCUGCUCACUGCAUGCCAAGUCACCGUCGGAAAGUCUCACUCGAACAAGUGGCAGGGAUCCACACUUCAGACGAAGGCCAAGGCAGCGUCGAAAUACCUUCAAGAUCAGUUCAUGUGGUUCGCCACCAAAGAUUUAGAUUAUAAAGACAUGAGCUUCAACAACCAGCUGAUUGUCUUCCUCGACAACACCAGUGUCCAUAAUUCUUUUCCGCUUCUGGCUCAACUGAAAGUUGACUAG